AAUAUACGAUACGUUCCGAAAGGCACACAAUGCGAAAUUUAAAGGUAAAUAUUUUGUUUGUGGUUUAGGGAUAUUUCAAUUUACCGUUCCCAGUGGUAACACUGGACUCCUGUCACCCCCAACCAGUCGUAGGUUUGACGUAGUUUCUCCUUAUUCUUUGCUCUUUAGUCAGUUGUUUGUCACUGCUGUGUGCGUUUGUUGUUAGGAAUUAUUUUCGAACGAAGUUCUGUGAAACAGUUGAACGGGUAUGUUACGCGAACUUUCCUGUUGUUGUUUUUACCGAAGAAGUCAACCGUUUCUCCACUUGAAAACAAACGGCGCUACUGUUCGCAGAGUUGAAAUGGGUUAAGGAAAGUACCGGAUGCUGAGUCCAGGAGCCCGAGGUCGUCUACUGCAGCCUCCAGCAGGCGCCUCCAGCUAUCCGACGACGGAGAAAGGCGCUCGGCGUCCCAAAUGCGCUCGCUGCAGAAAUCACGGCAUGAUUAGUUGGCUGAAAGGCCACAAGAGGCAGUGUCGCUUCAAGGCCUGUGUCUGUGCUAAGUGCAACCUCAUAGCGGAGAGGCAACGUGUUAUGGCGGCUCAGGUGGCUUUGAAACGGCAGCAGGCAGCUGAAGACGCCAUUGCUCUGGGUCUGACAGCUGUUGCCACUGGAACGCAGUUCGGGUAUCUCCCGCCAGGUCCAAUCUUCGGUAUGGCAAUAACCGCUCCUAAAAGUCAAGAUCAGGAUACACCUGGGAACGAAGAUUUAGCCCUGGACUCACCAUCUAUGUCACCAGUUGCUCUAGGAUCUAGUCAUGACGAAUCAGAGACAGGCGAUAUUGGGCCAGGGGGAUCGGUCACGGAUUCUUUGCCGACCGUCACAGACACCGACAAUCCUCAUCCCGAACCCGAAAAGUCACCUUCGGACUCAGAAGAAAACAAAGCAAGACAUCUCACUCCAAUUAUUUCCCCUAAACACGUGAUUAAUCACAACAAUAAAACCACCCUUUCUCCGAAUUCACUAGAAAUGUUGACUAGAUUAUUCCCUAACAAGAAGCGGUCAGUUUUGGAACUAGUGUUGCGAAGAUGUGGGGAUGACUUAUUGAAAGCAAUAGAAGAAAUUGUUCCAAGAGAUGUGUGCCAAAAUGUCGCCAGUGGAAGUUCAAAUCUACAAGGCAGUAAUGCGUUACAUCAAUAUCUAGCUUCGUACAAAUCAACAGUAACAAAUGAAAGCACAAAAGACGAUACACGACGUACCGAUACAGUGAAUUCAGCUAGACCUUCCUCAUCUGUACUUAAAUCAGCUUUUAAACCUGUUUCCCCUUCAACAUCCGCAAAUAUUAGUCCUAAUACAUCGUCAGCUAUCGGCUUUGGCCAUCACAGUAACUUGAAUUCUACUCCAGAAUUUUUUUUAGGUAGUUCAGCGUUGUUGUCGCCACCUACCGCUCAUCAGAGUAGUUUACCGUUCGCAGCGACAAUGUCCUCCCUGCUCGCGUUGCAGAACCACCAAACUAACAACUCCACGACUGGCAGGAUCAUGUCGAGUAUGUUUUACCCUCCCUCCGAUCUUCUAUUUCAAACCCCUCACCUACCAUUUGCGCAUUCAGCAGCUCUGUUCACGAAUUCUUUGUCGCCUUCGUUCUAUAUGACGGCUAGUAACGAGGCAUCGGAUCAACAGUUCUUUAACCCAUAUCGAAACACAGCUGCUUCAAGUUCGAGCGCUGAUUUGUGUUGUAGUGUACCCGGUUGUGACGAGUGCAAUGGAGAUAAUGGAGAUUCGCAUCAGCAAGGCAGAAAAUCUUACUCGAAGAUGUCUGUUAAUUAGAAAUAAAAAUAUUAAAAAAUGUGAUAGAAUUAAAACAAAUCGUAUUUCUACUAGCAAAAAUAAUCCCCUACAACGAAUUUGCAUUCUUUGUUGAGUCAAUCCACCAUCGUUCGAGAAAGAAGCGAUUUGAUAAUAGAUAAAGUGACAACUUUAAAUUAAAUUUGGUACAGUGCCAACAUUCGUACUUUAUCAAGGUUGAAAGAAUGGCUCAAUUAUUAGCAUAAACACUGGAAAUUAAGAUGAAGACUUUUUAUGAGUUUUCCCACUUCGUCUAGAUAAAUGCUAAAAUACGAGUAAUAUGCCUUUUAUUUAAUUCACAUCUGCUUUUAUUUAUAUACUUUAUCAUUCAGAAUAAUUCAUUCAACUCUAUGUGUUAAAUACAGGAAUGUAUCGUUAAAUAAAACUUUAAUUUGGAGAACUUUUUUUAAGAUUGCAUUGGGUAGAUUAUUAGCAAAACGACAUUUUAAGAAAUAUUCCAGACACUUAAUAAUCAAUCAGUCAAUAUGUUUUAUGCGACUGAGAUUCCCUAAGUCCAGACAAAUCUAGUUUUAAAAUUAAUACGUUUGUAUGAGAUGUUGAGGACCGCUAUGUUAGUACCGAACACAAAAAUAUUUGUUCACAGAAUAUGUACCUGUUUAAUUACACUGUUUCGUGAAUCAGUCUUAAUAAACAAUUCCUAAAGUA
Molecule: messenger RNA, 2488 nt
Organism: Zootermopsis nevadensis
Lineage: Eukaryota; Metazoa; Arthropoda; Insecta; Blattodea; Termopsidae
Gene: dmrt93B
Product: doublesex-Mab related 93B
Biological process (GO): sex differentiation; regulation of transcription by RNA polymerase II
Cellular component (GO): nucleus
Molecular function (GO): RNA polymerase II cis-regulatory region sequence-specific DNA binding; DNA-binding transcription factor activity, RNA polymerase II-specific; protein binding
Source: RefSeq, a predicted model, not a curated record